AUGUCAGGUCGCGUUCGAAAGACAAAGUCGCACUUGACUGUGAUAAAAGAUCGUGAGAGAGCUGCGCUUAUUGAAUACGUGGAGUCCCGAUCGAUUGCUAGCGACAUGCCUUGCACUCGUUGUUUCCGUGCAAAGGUCCCGUGUCGUUUUGGCGAGAAGUCUACACGCUGUAGGACUUGCAUCGAGGCGAAGAAACCUUGUGACGGCGUCCUCGUGGCGUCUACUCAUCAAGAGUUUGCUCGUUUGCAAGUUCAAAUGGCGGAUGCUACGGGUCGUCUGAAACGGAUUCGGACGGUCUGUAAGAUAGUUCGGGAGCGGCAGACCGAAGUCUUUAAGCGUGGUAUGCAGGAGGUUGACAGGGAGGAUGGCGUCCUGGCGGACGACGAAGUCCUACCUGCCUUGGAUGCUUACGAGAGGUUCGUCGUUAGUGACCUCUAG
Molecule: messenger RNA, 438 nt
Organism: Colletotrichum truncatum
Lineage: Eukaryota; Fungi; Ascomycota; Sordariomycetes; Glomerellales; Glomerellaceae
Source: RefSeq, a predicted model, not a curated record